Messenger RNA from Solea solea (common sole), 2184 nucleotides. RefSeq lists its product as uncharacterized. Gene Ontology annotation, cellular component: membrane. The transcript is spliced from 4 exons. Gene Ontology annotation, biological process: tissue regeneration; cell adhesion. NCBI's taxonomy places the organism in Eukaryota, Metazoa, Chordata, Actinopteri, Pleuronectiformes, Soleidae. The record is from RefSeq and is a predicted model, not a curated record. Bases 85 to 594 code for a protein of 169 amino acids.
UCUUUCUGCUGCUUGUGUUGCACUGAGCAGCACACUCGGUCUCUAUCUGUGGUGAACGAGUGAGGAGUGAUCCGAGCGCAGAACAUGGACCGACUCAAUGGGCAGGACAUUCCUCUGAACAAACUGGACGACAUAGAGGCUGCAAAAGGCGCCUCCAGAAAACCGCUUCGCCCCAUCAACAUGAAUCACUAUGCCACCAAGAAGAGUGCGGCUCAGAGUAUGCUGGACGUGGCCCUGCUGAUGGCCAACUCGUCCCAGCUGAAGACCGUCCUGUAUGUGGGACCUCAUUACCGCUUCUACAUCCCCCUCAUCGUCCUGCUGUCCUUGUCCAUCACGUUGCAGGUGGCUGUGGGGCUGCUGCUCGUCUUCAUCGUGAAGUACGAUCUGAACGACGUGAGGAAACACGCCAAGCUCAACAGGAUGAACAAUGUGGCCACGGUCUUCGUCUUCUUCACCGUCCUCAUCAACAUCUUCAUCACAGCCCUUGGCUUUGAAGGACACACUGUCAGUUCUUCAACGUCACCUUUGGUUGCAGUACCACCGCCGAAACUUACCGUGCUGCCGGGUGAACUGAAUAUAACUGGAGCCAUUUAAGCUGAAACUCAUCUUUGGACCAAAAUGAGAAUGUAUCAUAGUUCAUGUAAGCUCAAAGCCUUGUUGUUGUUGUUGUUGUUGUUGUUGUUGUGGUGGAACACUGCACAAACUCUCAAUCUCUGGUCAAAGUGUGACUGUUAUGGGCCUAAAUUCACCGGAUGGAACUAAACUUUGACGUCUGAUCUCACGGAUCUCAUGGAGCCUUUUCUUAGGGAUCGUCUGAGGCUGAAGAUGGACCACCAACUACGUGUAUCUUCAGCCAUUAAAGCUGCAGUAAGUAGGCUGGACUCACAGAGAAAUUGUUGACCCUCAGGUUAAAACCUUGCACAGACGCACUUAUUAUAAACAUGAUGAAUGACCAGAAGCAAACUCAAUCUCUGAAAUGAUUAGUUAAUGUUUUAUAGUCUUUACUGCCCGAUUCUCUGUCUGUUACCUUGCAAACGCAGUUGUUUCUCAUACCUACUCGAUGCUUUACUGCGCGUGCCUGAUGCUACGAGCUGGAGGUGGCUAUUGGAAGCUAAUGUUUCUAAAGCAAUGGCGACAUGAUUUCCCCCGUUGUUGUCCGCGCUUUGUCCAACAAAAACACCAACAAACGGCAAGAACUGCCUGGUCCGAGAGCUCCACCUUGAGCAUAAAUGAGAUUUGAAUUGGAAAGCACCUGUGCUUAUAAUAUUAGCAUGUGAUUUGACUGACUGAUGCUCGCACUGCCACGUGGAACAUUUCUCAACUAAAGCAAAGGCAACACAACUGGUCCUCGACGCAGUUCAGUAACGUGAUGCCGACACCAUUACAAAAUAAGGAGCAGCGUCUCAGUUGAUUUGCUAUGCGAGUGUCACGUUAUCAAACCUUUCCACUAAAGCUGGGGACACACUGCGAGAUGUUGGGGACAGUGGGUGUGGCUAGUUGGCACAGAAAUGUGUUGGUGUGUGAGGGGUAACACAAUCGAUGCAACCUCAGUCGCAGUCAAACAAGCAUGUUUGAAUGUUUGGAAGUGUUUGCUGAUUACCGACCCAACUGCAAACACAUGCUGCCAACAGCCAAUGCAGAAAGAGUAGGUGGGACACAAGAGAUAGACGACAGGAAGAAGCGUGGACAUAAAAACAACGUUUACCCUUUAAACUGUUGCUCUCAUGGACUCAGUCACUCUCACGAGAUCCCCAGUCUUUAAUAAGUCGUCAUAAAAAGUUGUGUGGUGUGUCUUCAGCUUAAGGGGAAACGUUUGAAUGCAUGUAUGCCGAGUAGAAGGGCCAAUAGGAGGCGCAAUCUCUCUCUCCGAACUGCCCUGUCAGUCAGGCUGGAAACGGAGGCUAGAGCAGGUGCAGGAGGCGACUUAUUGUGGAAUUAUUGAUCAAUCACACCGUUGAUAUCCAGCCUUCACCGGCUUUAAGUUAAACUCAGGAAAGCUUGACAACUAAAGACCUCAGUUUGAAGACAGUCUUUGUAAUCUGGCAAUUUUCUUCACCAAACGUCUUAAAACGUCUGUUUUUGUGUUAUAAUUUAUUGUAUUGUUUCUGUAUAAAUAUUGGUGGGACUAAACCGGUGCAUACAUGUCCUUGUACUUAAAUGUCUUACAUUAAAAAAUGACUUUUA